Bacidia gigantensis is the source of this 1449-nucleotide messenger RNA. RefSeq lists its product as uncharacterized. Bases 1 to 1449 code for a protein of 482 amino acids. The record is from RefSeq and is a predicted model, not a curated record. Gene Ontology annotation, molecular function: protein binding. The transcript is spliced from 3 exons. Lineage: Eukaryota; Fungi; Ascomycota; Lecanoromycetes; Lecanorales; Ramalinaceae. Gene Ontology annotation, cellular component: cell cortex of cell tip.
AUGGUACUGAGUCAAGCAUUCCGAACUUUCAUCAUUGGCACGGUCAAGCUUGGACCAGCACUGGUCCUUCAUGCAUUAUGGGUCGAUGAGCAGAGGCAUUGCUUCUAUGCCUAUGACGGCUCCCUCAGCUUCCACGGGCCUGGUGGAGCUCACCCAAGCCCGCCAUCAAAUCUGCUAUGGACAUUCGCACCUUCCGGCAAUGCUGGAAUCUGGUCCAAGAGUGUUCCUCCGUCAAAUUUUUCAACUUUAGUCCGUCUUUCAACCGGCCUGUAUGCUUCUGGACUGGAUUUGGGCUUUGCCCUGGGUGGCUGUGAGGCUGCUUCAACCACUUCAGAUCUAUCACAACAUCCAGCUGGGUACAUCCAACUUAGGCCUGGACUGGUCAUGUAUAAUAUGUCUUCCCAAGCUUGGUACAACAUCUCUUCGGUAGGCUAUAGCGCUAGUGGAGUUGCUUUAGAUGGCGCGGCCCAAUUCGUCCCUAUGUUUGGAAUGCACGGCCUUCUGUUGAUCUUUGGAGGCACCGUAGACAACGGUGCUUUGGCUGGUACUGAAAGUGUCCCGGUCUUUGAUCCAAUCUCGCAGCAAUGGUCGAUCCAAAGGACUACUGGCACAAAGCCUCAAGCUGCGAAGAAUCCAUGUGUUGUCGGUGUCCCAGGCGAUGAUGGUACCUAUGAGAUCUUUUGGUACGGCGGUCGUGUAGGUGAAGACAUCGUUAGUACUGUGGCGCAAGGAUCUGUCUUCGUGCUUUCUCUACCAUCCUUCAAUUGGCAGAAACAGAAUGGCACGCCUUCCACGGGCCGAUGGGCUCACAGUUGCAAUGCGAUCGGCAAUAGGCAAAUGGCUGUCAUAGGAGGGACAGUUUUGAACGCAAGCAGUGAUAUCAAUUCACAGACAGGGAUUCAAGAUCCGUGGGAAAAGGGUAUCGGUGUCUUCGACUUGACAGCUAUGGAGUGGAAGGACGGCUACGAUGCAAAUGCAGCGCGGUAUGUUACCCCACAUGCGGUCAAAGAUUAUUACCAAAGAAAUGGGCGAGAGCCCAUCUGGUCCAAUGACGUUGUCAAGGGUUGGUUCAUGCACACCACUGACUUAGAUCAUGCGAACUCCACCAUCAAGUCUGCUCCUCAACCAGAGGCAAGCUCUUCGGGGACUGACAAAGGUGCGAUAGCUGGAGGCACUGUCGGCGGUGUUCUAGGUCUAGCGUUGAUCGUCUUCCUGAGCCUUUGCCUUGUGCGACUUCGUCGUCGCAGUGCCGAUGUGACAGUUGCCCUACCGAGUCCUGAACAUCACAUGCCUGAGCUAAACGCCGUUGAGAACAUGAGGUUAGAGAUGGAUACGUCCAACAAGCCUAUCGAGAUGGCGCACAGAAGUGUUGCGACAAGUGAAUUACCUGCACACAUGGAGUUCAUUGCAGGAGAAAGGCUUCGUUCACAAGACAUGCCAGCGAGAUGA